AUGGGAGCGUACUUGAGAAAGGUAAAGGAAGAACUCGUCAAGUUUAAAAACUAUGAGAUACUUCAGAUACCACGAGCCGAAAACGCAAACGCCGACGCUCUAGCAAAGCUAGCAUCUUCGACAGAUUCUGACACACUAGGGGUCGUUCCCAUCGAAGAAUUGGAGCGGCCGACCAUUGAGGAAAAAGCUAAGGCAUUAAUCGUCCAAACAGAUGAAAAUUGGAUGACGGCACUCAUCCAAUACCUAAUAGACGCACAACUGCCAAGCAAUAAGGAUGAAGCCAGACGGAUCAGAUACCAAGCUGCUAGAUACUUAUUGUACGAUGGCUUGCUUUACCGACGAGGCUAUUCAACACCUCUACAGCGGUGCCUGGAUGAUGCCGAAGCCCGGAAGGUGGAGGCAAAAGCUUUAACUACGACCACGGAAGCAGCCUGCACCAAAUUCAUGUGGGACAACAUUGUGUGCAGGUUUAGGGUUCCCCACUCAAUAGUAUCUGACAACAGAAAACAGUUCGACAAUGCCUCAACACGCAGAUUCUAUGACAUUUUAGGCAUUCGGAAAGACUUCUCGGUGCCAAUCCAUCCACAAUCUAAUGGACAAGUUGAGGCGGUCAAUAAAAUAUUAAAAUAUACCCUCAAAAAGAGACUCGACGAUCUAAAAGGGAAAUGGGCCGAAGAACUCCCCAAGGUCUUAUGGGCAUACAUAACGAUGAGCCGAACUACUAUGGGUGAAACACCCUUCUCCAUGACGUAUGGCGUCAAGGCAGUGCUCCCUGUAGAAAUCAAAACGCCGAUCUUGAGAAACGUUGUCCACAACGACGACGACAACACAGAAGGAAUGAACGGAGAACUCGACUUGUUGGAAGAAAAGAGGCUCGACUCCUAA
Messenger RNA from Morus notabilis, 885 nucleotides. RefSeq lists its product as uncharacterized. Gene Ontology annotation, biological process: DNA integration. The record is from RefSeq and is a predicted model, not a curated record. The coding region runs from base 1 to 885 and encodes 294 amino acids. The transcript has 2 exons. Lineage: Eukaryota; Viridiplantae; Streptophyta; Magnoliopsida; Rosales; Moraceae. Gene Ontology annotation, molecular function: nucleic acid binding.